Dermacentor silvarum is the source of this 1737-nucleotide messenger RNA. RefSeq names its product organic cation transporter protein. Gene Ontology annotation, molecular function: transmembrane transporter activity. The transcript has a single exon. Gene Ontology annotation, cellular component: membrane. Gene Ontology annotation, biological process: transmembrane transport. The record is from RefSeq and is a predicted model, not a curated record. Lineage: Eukaryota; Metazoa; Arthropoda; Arachnida; Ixodida; Ixodidae. The coding region runs from base 1 to 1737 and encodes 578 amino acids.
AUGACUAUGAAGAGCAAAGAUUGCCGUUCCAGAUCGGAGUACGGGGCCACCCAGCCGACCACAAAUACCAUGUCAGGGUGUAUAGUCGCCGAAGCUGAUAAUGACCAGAUUGAGCAGGAGGCGACUGCGUACGGCCACGGCAAUUUCCAGCGGCGCAUCUUCUGCUACGGCAUUGUGGCCCUGGUGGUGCUGCAAUGUCACAACCAGGUCUUCGCGUUCAUCUGCCCGUCGGUGGAUCACUGGUGCAAGCCGGCCAAGCGCUUCGCUAACAUGUCGACGCCACUCUGGAAGAACAUUGCGAUUCCCGUCGACGACGACGGCCAUUACAGCGAGUGCUUAGUCUACGUGUACCCGGGGAACGUCAACGACACUACGGUCAAGCACUGCGACUCGUGGGACUACGCAGCGGGGGAAACAGAUCGGUCCGCGCGCACAUUCUGGAACCUCAUGUGCCACAGGACCUGGCUGUUAAGCCUUGCGGAAGUGGUGUACAGGAGUGGCGCGAUCUUCAUACCAGUGGCCGGCUAUGUCGCCGACAUGUCGGGUCGCCAGCCUGUUAUCACCGCAGCUGUGCUGUCACUCGUUUUCAGCACCAUCGCAGGCUGCUUCACGGAGUCGUUCGUGAUCUACUUGGUAACCAGGUUCAUCAACUCGGCGUGCGCCAGCACGGUCCAGAUGUUGACAGUCAUCGUGCUAUUUGAGGUCAUACCACUGGAUUUCCGCACCUACUACAUCGGCUUCGCCUGUUCCCUCGGAAACCUCGUGGCGGAACUCUUCUUGCUUUUUCUGAAAUCGCUUUACAACAGCAUCGGUUGGUUCUUCGCACAGAUUAUCGCCUUGGCGCCAACGCUCCUCCUGCUGUCAGCGCCUUUGGUCAUCUACGAAUCGCCGAUAUGGCUGAUGUCCAUGGGCCGCAUAAGGAAGGCCGAGGCCAUUAUGCUCAAGGCAGCCAGAAUCAACGGUGUGCGGCGAGAGAACGCGGAAAACGCACUGAAAGCCAUCAAGAACGAUACGAGCAGAAGCGACGCCAGCCUGUCGCCGGCUGUAACUCCUUUGGCCAUCGUCACGCCCGGCGUGAUCCGCGUGAGGGCGAUCAGCGUUUUCUUCUCGAGCUUCGCCAUCAUGUUCGCCUUCUUCAUCAUAACGAGGAGCAGCCGCUUGCAAGGGGAGCUGAAUGCCGCUCACAUAGCGUCCGUCUUAAUCUUGGCUCCCAGUUACCUGGCAAUGUACUGCGCCUUGAACUCGUUUGGCAGGCUGAAGCUUUUGACGGUGUUGCUGGCUCUCCUCGGCGGAAUGUCGACCAUCUGCGGCAUCGCCAUCUACGCCCGCCCUGUCGAGGUUUCCUACGUACUAGUAAUCGUCGCCAGGGCUGCGGUCAGCGUCCUGAUACCGACCAACUUCCUGUACAUAAUAGAGCUCUUCCCCACGGUCCUUCGUAGCGCCGUCGUGUGCGGCGCUUACAGCUGUGGCCGAGUGGGAGCCGUUCUUGCCGCCAGUCUGACGCCCGUCAAAUUCGCCGGAAGAGAGGAUGUGUGUUUCGCGUUGGCGGCCAUGGCGACUUUCGCAAACCUAGUGGUUGUGAUGCAGCUACCAGAGACCAGCGUCGGCAUCAAGGCGACCGAAGAAGUGAAGAAACAGAAAGACCUUUUGAACGUCCUGCAGCGGAGCCUGUCGCCGCUGCGGCCGAAACGCCGUCGAAUGCGUGGCAAAGCAGGCUCGAGCCGUAACGAGCCGUAG